Molecule: messenger RNA, 1167 nt
Organism: Didymodactylos carnosus
Lineage: Eukaryota; Metazoa; Rotifera; Eurotatoria; Philodinida; Philodinidae
Source: the annotation of a GenBank genome assembly
AUGUCAAUAAACGAUCAGUUCAUCAAUAAUAAUCGUGUCUCCGUGAGAUCUGUAGCGCCAAUGCGUCCAAUGCAACCUGAUCAAGGAUUUGUGCAAAAUCGUCCCCAUACUGCACCUCAUGGAUCAGAAAUGUUCUCACCGGUACCAGCACAAGACGUUCCUGAACUUAGUAUGCAAAGUAUAUUAAAUAUGUUAAAUCAAAUGCCUGAUUUACGUGGUAAACGGUUUAAUAUUUCUUACUCACCAUCACCUGUUCCCGGCUAUCCGAUACCACAUUUGCCACCGGAUCUCUCUCAAAAAUAUCCUGAACCAAUUGUCGUCGAUCGAUUGCCACCGGGUCUCGCGCAGCACAUGUUGCAGCAGCGAGACGCAUUGAAUCGUCAACCAAGACCAAUAUCAACUCAAAAUCAACCAGUUAGAGCAGAUUCAGUGACUUUACAACACCGUCCACCUUUAGCAACGCCCAUAAAUCGUCCCCAAUUUUUUCCACAACAGAACCAACCGCAACAACCACAGCAACAACAACAACCGCAACAAUAUCAGCAACAACAAUCGCAACAAUAUCAGCAACAACCACAGCAACAACAACAACCGCAACAAUAUCAGCAACAACCACAGCAACAACAACAACCGCAACAAUAUCAGCAACAACAACCGCAACAAUAUCAACAACAACCACAGCAACAACAACAACCGCAACAAUAUCAGCAACAACAACCGCAACAAUAUCAGCAACUACCGCAACAAUACCAGCAACAGCAACAACAACCGCAACAAUAUCAGCAACAACCGCAACAAUACCAGCAACGGCAACAACAACCGCAACAAUAUCAGCAACAACCGCAACAAUACCAGCAACCUCAACAACAACCCCAACAAUUCCAGCAGUUUCCUUCCACUCAACAAUUCCAGCAAACGGGAACACAAGCAACAACGGUUAAUGAACGGAAAACAUCGUCCGCUGCCAGUGAUUCAUCUUCGAGUGACUCUGAUCAUGAACGGUCAAGAACACCACGGCAACACCAACUACAACACCAGCCACGGACAAGUGUUUCUCAACAACAACAAAAUUACUCACAAGCUCAACAAGGAGUUCAACCGUUUCCAGCACAGUCGCAGGCAGUGCCAAUUCCAAUGGGAGCAAUACCCGUUGGCUUUUCACAAUAG